GUUUGUGUCGAAUGAUUCAAUUAUUUCCAAUUUAAUAACAAUUAUAAUGAUAAUAUUGGGCAGGUUGGUGUUAGAAUUCGCUGGAAAAUAGAAAGAAAUAGGUAGAAUAUUAAAAAAAAAAGAAAAAGAAAAUGAUGACCAUGACAAUUUCUCCCCCUUCCAUUCCCCUCACUCAUCUUCAACGUUAUAAAACAGCCUCGGUCAAACAGGGAUUGGGUAAUCAUCAAUCAAUCGGUGGCGGAGGACUUUUGGUAAUGGCGUCUUCAUCUCCGAAGAAUCUGACGACCACCAACUAUUUGAAGCAUGUGGAGUCCAUGAAAUCUCUACCUUCGGGCGCCGGCAAGAUUUCUCAAUUGAACGCUGUCAUCUUGGGCGAGGCUCUUGCUUCGGAAGAGGACGACCUCGUUUUCCCAAGCGAUGGCUUCUCUCGCCAGGCUCUGGUCCCUUCUCCACAAAAGUACCUGGAAAUGUACAAAAGAUCAAUAGAGGAUCCCGCUGGAUUCUGGUCCGACAUUGCAUCAUCGGAGUUCUAUUGGAAGCAGAGGUGGGGAGAUCAUGUCUACUCCGAGAAUCUCGAUGUGAGGAAAGGGAAUAUCAAGAUCGAGUGGUUCAAAGGCGGCAUCACCAAUAUCUGCUACAAUUGUUUAGAUAAAAACAUUGAUGCCGGACUUGGAGAUAAAAUCGCCCUUUACUGGGAAUCCAAUGAACCUGGCUUCGAUGCAACUUUGACUUACUCCCAGUUACUCGGCCGAGUUUGCCAGCUUGCUAACUACCUGAAAAGCAUUGGUGUUAGAAAGGGUGAUGCUGUUAUUAUUUAUUUACCUAUGCUAAUGGAACUCCCCAUUGCCAUGCUUGCAUGUGCACGCAUUGGUGCAGUUCACUCGGUACAUGUCUCCUCUUCUUUCAUGCAAAAAAGGGUUGUCUUUGCUGGAUUCUCUGCAGAAUCUCUUGCCCAACGAAUCAUGGACUGCAAACCAAAAGUUGUUAUUACUUGUAAUGCUGUUAAAAGAGGUCCUAAGACCAUCGCCCUCAAGGACAUUGUUGAUGCUGCCCUUAUUGAAUCUGCCAAGAAUGGGACUUCCGCAGAUGUAUGCUUAACCUACGAAAACCAAUCAGCAUUGAAGAGGGAAAGCACUAAAUGGCAGGAAGGAAGAGAUAUAUGGUGGGAGGAUGUUAUCCCAAAAUAUCCAACUACUUGUGAUGUUGAGUGGGUUGAUGCAGAAGAUCCCCUUUUUCUACUGUAUACUAGUGGGAGCACUGGGAAGCCAAAGGGUGUACUCCAUACAACCGGAGGAUAUAUGGUGUACACAGCUACAACAUUUAAAUAUGCAUUUGACUACAAAGAGUCUGAUGUUUACUGGUGCACAGCUGACUGUGGUUGGAUUACUGGGCACAGUUACGUCAGUUAUGGACCCAUGCUUAACGGAGCAACAGUUGUUGUAUAUGAGGGGGCCCCAAAUUACCCUGAUCCUGGAAGAUGUUGGGACAUUGUCGACAAGUACAAGGUGACCAUAUUCUACACAGCCCCUACAUUGGUGCGCUCUCUCAUGCGUGAUGGUGAUGAGUAUGUUACACGCUACUCACGGAAGUCCCUGCGUGUCCUUGGAAGUGUUGGCGAGCCAAUUAAUCCAAGUGCUUGGAGGUGGUUUUUUAAUGUAGUUGGAGGGUCCAAGUGCCCAAUUUCUGACACUUGGUGGCAAACUGAAACAGGCGGGUUUAUGAUUACUCCACUACCGGGUGCCUGGCCACAGAAGCCUGGUUCUGCUACCUUUCCCUUCUUUGGAGUUCAGCCUGUCAUCGUGGAUGAGAAAGGAGUUGAGAUUGAAGGUGAGUGCAGUGGUUAUCUCUGUGUGAAAAGCUCGUGGCCUGGCGCAUUUCGAACUCUUUAUGGUGACCAUGAGAGAUAUGAGACAACAUACUUUAAACCAUUCCCUGGAUAUUAUUUUACUGGUGAUGGCUGCAGCAGGGACAGGGAUGGGUACCACUGGCUUACUGGAAGAGUUGAUGACGUUAUCAAUGUUAGCGGACAUCGUAUCGGCACAGCUGAGGUGGAAUCUGCUCUAGUCUCUCAUCCUCGGUGUGCAGAAGCUGCUGUGGUUGGUGUUGAGCAUGAGGUUAAAGGACAGGGCAUAUAUGCCUUUGUUACUCUUGUGGAUGGCGUUUCUUACAGUGAAGAACUCCGAAGGAGCCUUGUACUCACAGUGCGAAAUCAGAUAGGAGCAUUUGCAGCACCUGACAAAAUACACUGGGCACCUAGCCUCCCAAAAACAAGGAGUGGAAAGAUAAUGCGGAGGAUUCUGAGGAAAAUUGCGUCAAGACAGUUAGAUGAACUUGGAGACACAAGCACGCUAGCAGAGCCAGGUGUAGUUGAUCAGCUUAUUGCACUUGCUGAUUGCUGAAACAAACUAGAAAUCUAGUCUGGUUUCUGGCCGGCCCUUGAUAGUUUUCUAGUUUAAUGAAACAUUUAUGUCGAUUUUUGUGCUCUUCCUUUUUCAUUUUUCCCAUCAUGCAUGUCUUUGGAAGUUGUUUCAUCCAUAGUAAUUUCUGAUUAUUGUGGGUGAAAGUUAUUCAAGUAGGGCCUGGAUACACCCCUCAUUUACUCAUUUUCAUGCGAUACACUUUGUAAACCAAUGUACAGUUGUAGCGUUUGAAAAUAAUGGUAAUAAUUGGGCUGGAAAAUAAUUGUUACACACAAGUUUCUUGCCAUUUUCAGUAACCCUAAUCCAUCCAUACU
Messenger RNA from Durio zibethinus, 2734 nucleotides. NCBI's taxonomy places the organism in Eukaryota, Viridiplantae, Streptophyta, Magnoliopsida, Malvales, Malvaceae. The record is from RefSeq and is a predicted model, not a curated record.